CUCGUUACUGUUGUGUCCUUUUUUUGUGUUUGGCUUCUCAGUGGGAAGUGCCGAAUCGCUACUGGCAUUGUGCUUUAUUCUGUUGUUUGAUUGAUUGCUUGACCAGCGCCUGUCUUGUUCAGUGGCUUCUUUUUGGUGCUCGCUGUGCGCAGUGCCUACCUUGAUCGCAGCACCAGCAGCAACACCAGCAGCACCAACUGCUCCUGCCCACGAAUCCCUUCGUUUUCCUGCCUUCCACGUUGAAUUAAUUUUUAAUUUCCUCCUCGAAAAGAAUCUCUUGCCUGAGCGUUGACUCUUCACUUCCUUUUCGAUCGUUGCCCCCCUCAUCCACGUCGGGAGCAAGAAAAAAAGUAUUGGUUUUUCCGCAGUUUGGACUUCAAGCUCCUACCAUCUCCUCGUCCAUACACUUUCCGUGGAGCAAGAUACUCAGAUUGAGAGAAAAGUUCAAGACAGCAAGCAGUCAACAUGGGUCCAUUGCUGGUUCUGGUGGCCUUGGUCUUCUCGGUCUUAAGUUCAACUGUCACUGCCAUUCCCACCAUUACUGCCGUCGGUUCCAAGUUCUUCACCAGUGACGGCAAUCAGUUCUUCAUCAAAGGUGUUGCUUACCAGCUGGUCGAAGACGACCCUCUCGUGAAUACCACGCAAUGUACACUCGAUGCCGCCCUCAUGAAACAAGUCGGAGCCAAUUCGAUUCGGGUCUACCAUGUCGAUCCUGACGCAGACCACUCUGGAUGCAUGAACGCAUUUGCCUCAAACAACAUCUACAUUUGGGUUGAUAUGGACAGCUUCAAAACGUACAUUCAGUUGAGUGGCACUCCUUCUUGGACCCAGAACAAGUCAGACUCUUACCGAGCUGUCAUGGACAAUUUCCAACAAUACGACAACACUGCCGGCCUCUUCGUGGGUAAUGAGGUGCUCAAUUCAAAUGCCGAUUCCGGUGCCGCACCAUACCUCCUCUCCGCCGCUGUUGAUCUGAAGAAUUACGGUAUAGCAAAGGGGUACCGCAAGAUCCCUAUUGGAUACUCGGCUACCGACACGGCCAACCUUCGACCGAAUCUGCAGAACUAUGUCGUCUGUCGUCCUAAUGCUACCGAACGACUGGACUUCUAUGCACUGAACAGCUAUGAGUGGUGUGGAUCGUCUCCUGAUUACAACACUUCUGGCUAUUCAGGGCUUCAGGCUAGUGCGGAAGACUAUCCCGUGCCCAUCUUCUUUUCGGAAGAUGGCUGCAACACCGUACCGCCACGAACUUUUGAUGACCAAGCCGCAAUCUUCGGACCAGAGAUGGUGAAUACAUGGUCGGGCGCGAUUAUCUAUGAAUGGAUCCAGGAGACGAAUCACUACGGCCUGGUGACAUAUGGCCCACCUGGUGGUCAAGACCAAGGCUCUGUGGUUGUGGAUGGGUAACUAUGACAUGCUUACAAAUUUGGUGCAACGAAUACGCGUAUGCUAACCUGUGCAGGUUCACGCGUCAGGGGAUUCCCACGCCAGUCCAACCUGACUUCAGCAACCUCGCAUCACAAUGGUCUACGUUGAACCCCACUGGAGUCAAGUCGGCAGCUUACAAACCAUCCACGACAGCACCGCCUUGCCCCAGUUCGACCGCAGGAGGAUGGACCGUUGAUCCCAGCUCACCGUUGCCCACUCUUGGGGCCGUGGGCGUCACACCAGUUUACCCGUCGUCGACCAAGACUGGCAGUGCAAGCGCAACCUCUGGUGGUGCUGCUUCUGCCACUUCUUCAGGCGCAGCGAGCAGAAUUGCCUCCGGUCCUCCCCUCUUCAACGGUGGAGAGUUCAUGAGCACGGUGGUUGCAUUGAUGGCCGUCUGUGCCGGAUUCGUUUUCUGGCUGUAAGAAAUCGGCAAAAGUCACAGUGGAGAUGUUUUGGCUCAUGAACUACGAGCAAAUUUCGAUUGGUAUUGAUUCAGGGAUGUAAUCCAUAAUGGGUGAUGACAGACACACGAUACCCAUGUACAUUUUAUGUAGGGGGUGACAUGAGUUAUUUUACGCGCCAGAAGGAAGAAGACUUAUGCCUGCCCUUGGUACUUGAUAAUACGGAUGGGUGAUGCUCAGUAGCUUGGUAUGAUGAUAAAAUAAACGAGGUGAAAG
This is a messenger RNA of Exophiala oligosperma, 2108 nucleotides long. RefSeq lists its product as hypothetical. Gene Ontology annotation, molecular function: 1,3-beta-glucanosyltransferase activity. Gene Ontology annotation, biological process: fungal-type cell wall (1->3)-beta-D-glucan biosynthetic process. The transcript is spliced from 5 exons. Gene Ontology annotation, cellular component: fungal-type cell wall; cytoplasm. The coding region runs from base 466 to 1407 and encodes 313 amino acids. NCBI's taxonomy places the organism in Eukaryota, Fungi, Ascomycota, Eurotiomycetes, Chaetothyriales, Herpotrichiellaceae. The record is from RefSeq and is a predicted model, not a curated record.